CUCUCCCCUAAUACCAGUGCAGUUUGUUGCUGUUGCCUGAAGCGGCCACUGCGUCUCUGUUUUCCCUCUAGAAGUUAGAAAAACAGUAUUUCGGAGCACUCUUUUUUUUUUUUUUAUUUCUUGGCAUUUUGCUUAACCUGCGGGUGCUGCCUCAGAAUCGCGUGGAGAGGAGAAACUUCUCUGGGACUUAGAGAAAAGCAAGCCGAGAGGAGGAUUUUGCUGGAAAACUCUUUGGGAAGCUGGAGACCUUCUCGGGAUGUCUGCCGUGGGCUUGUUCUCCUCUAGCAGCUAUUCACAUCUUCCCGGGCAGAGGCAGCACCCCACCACGGAGCAUCUGCAUUAAGCAGGUCUGUGCGAAGGGCAGGGACGCAGAUAGCAUCGAUGCUGUAACAAGCAGCCUGCGAACUUUGCUGGCUCUGCCUGUGUCCGUAAGGUCCCCACAGGGCUGGGGAACGCGACGCCCUGUGCUUGCUAUGCCCCUCCGCCGUCUAGUGCUGAAGUUGGCUGUCAGAGAAACCUUCGAGGUCCCCUGCUCAGCCGUGGUAGUGUCAUGAGUUAGAUUAGUUGGAGCUGUGCUGGGGGCGGUGAGGGCUUGGAUUACAGUCCAGAACUCAAAGUGCUUCGGAGGUUCACGUCGGAGGGGAGAGGAGACGCCCCAUCGCACACAUGGAGGAAAAAGAGAAAAAACACUGCCUUCAGAAUUGAGGGGAAAUAAAGGAGGCCGGGAACAUGGACUCGGAGUCACUGGACGGUUGCAUUCAGAGUACGUUAUCAGCACUCUACCCUCCAUUUGAGGCUACUGCAGCCACUGUUCUGUGCCAAGUUUUUGAUGUGGUGGAGAAGACGUACCGUGGGGAUGGACUGCGCUACCUCAUAGACUUCCUGAUUCCAGCCAAGCACAUCCUGCAGUGCAUUCAGCAGGAUGCCUGUGUUCAGUACUGUGGCUUGCUGUUUCGCCAUGAGGGCUGGCCCCUGUGUGUUCAUGAGAAGAUUGUAGUCCAGCUGGCUUCUAUUGACUGGCGAAUCUUGAAGCCUGGUGACUUCUACCUGCAGGUGGUCCCCUAUCUGAAGAAGUCUCCACGAAUUGUAUUGAAAUGUUUGGCAAAAGACAAGCAUAAUGUAGAGGAAGUCGUGAUUCCAGAAGUUUCCUAUACCUCUAUUUUUACUCUGGAAUGGUUGAGUACUUUCAAUGGAGAGCGGAUGGGUAUAGCACUGGAAAAUUGUUUACUAACCACUGAUGAUAAAAUAUUUCGUGUCCCCUGGGAUAAAGUGGUUAAUCCUGAAUUUAUAAAUAAGCCAAAAAUAAUUGAAAACAAUAUCAUCUCUCCAGAAAUAACAGAGGAACGUUCCAUUUUGUGCCUCCCCAUGGACCAUGCUGAGUGCAGUUCAACAGACCCAGGAUCUCAGUAUCUACAGGAACAAAGUCCAAAUCAAGAUAACCUGGUCGUUAGCAGCACAGCUCCGCAGUUGAGUGAAGCUCUUGUCAAUGGUGCCUCUACAAGUCCCGUCCCUCUAGACAAUUUGAACAGUGACCUUGAAGGGGAGUACGUUGAGCUGACAGAAGUUUCACUGCCCAGGUUUGGGCCACAAGCAGGCUCUUUAACCCAGUCGCUAGCUCUAAAUUAUCUGACUCAGCCCAGAACACGAGUGAAUACGUCUAAAGGCAACCACAGGUUUAUUGUCAUUCAAGACAGUACCUACUCCAAGAACUUAAUUCAGUCAGCACUUAUGCAGAAGGAGCACUGCCAAAUGGAUGCUGUGAGAACUUCUUCUACAGAAGUUCUCAAAAAUGUAAUUCCGUUGGAAAGCAACAAAAUGAUGGCACAUGGAGAAGUGUCUUCAGAAGGUCAGCUGGUAUCGGGCGGUCCUGGAAACAUGGGAAAUAGUUUUCCUGUGUCUGAGUCUCCUGCCUGCAGUGCAGAAGAUUCGUCUGCACAGCAAGACAGCUGCAGUGAACACUCAAUCGACUGGCGAUAUGCACUGUGCAGCUACAGUAAUGUGUGUGCUGGAGAGGGUGUCAACAGCAAAGCACAAAUGCCUGGUGCUCCUGGAAACAUGGAAGAAGAAAGUGAUGAUCCUAGCAGAAACUGUGGUGCUGAAACAUCAGAGCAGAGCCCAGAAACAAUUCUAGAUGGUACUGCUGCUAAAGAGGAGGUGAUACAUGGAAAACCACUGACUGAGGGUCAAAAUGAGGUGACACAGAUGGAUGCCUCUCAUGUGUCUGUCCCUGCGCCUUUGGGACCACGUUGCACACUGAAGGAAGGUUCUGAUGUUUCUUGCCAGUGUGUCGGUGAAAGCAUUGCACCGAUCCAGGCCACUACAUUGCUUAUCCCUCCUGAGAGUUCAGAUGUAGGUGUGGAGAGAGGCUCUUCUUCUGGGGACAUUGCUGAUGUAGGAGCAGUUGGUGCUUGCUGCAGUGAUCAGAAAGUAAAUCUUAGUUCUCCAUUAAAUCCUCCAGAACAGAACCGAGGAGAAGUAGAUGAAUUUGAACUGGAAAGAAGGGACAGCCCGGAGGAAGUUGAAGAGAUAGGAAAAAUAUUGACUGUAAAUGAGAAUCAGACUACUUAUAGUCACUGUUCUGUCAAAUCUCCUACAGAUGAACUCUUGUCAGAUGGUGAAGAGCAAGAGGUCUCUGCCUGUCAGCAUGAGAAAGCUGAAGAAGCCAUGCUACUGGCAACUGCUCUGUCAGCAGGAGGAGAUCAGACAGCAGAACAAUUAAAUGACAGUGACUCUUUGGGCCCUGGUGCACGAGUGGAAGGCUCAAGGCAAUUCAGAACCCAGAGGUUUGGAGAGAGGUGUGAAGAGCCACAGAAAUGGCCAGAAAACCAGGACAGUAAAGGUGAAGAGAACUCUGUGCUGAACCCAGAGUGUGUUGCAGUACAGAACUUGCAGGAAGGGGAGGAAAAUGAGAGAAGUUUUUCUUAUGGGGAAAAGUCGAAGACUGUAGCCUUAAAAACACUGGAAUCCAUUGAAGAGGAACUGGAGGCUGGACCACUGUCCUCAGGACCCACUGAGGGGGAUGCAGAGCCUGCUACUCCGCGCUCCCACCGAGAGGCAGCUUCUGGGGUAUCAUCUCCUAAAGGACAAAUCUUGGCCGCUGCUGCGGAUUUCAACAAUGAUGGACCCCUCUGGGAGGUGGUGUCGGAAGGGGCAGAGAUGAGAAAAGAAGCAACUGGCACAGAUGCAUUGAAACCAGUGAGUACAGCCAGUGCCCAGGAGGAAACUUCAACAGCUGUUACUCCUCCAACAUCUCCAGUGUCUGGGAGUGCCUGGGGUGGUCGUUUUGCAUCUGCCAUAGUCAAGGAGGUGAAUCCAGAAGUGCUCAGGAGUGGAGUUGCCUGCCUGCCCGGUACCAGAGAUAAAUCAGGACGUGCAGUGGCCAUAAUAACAACAAGGAACACAAUCUGGUUAAACCCCCACUGCAACACCACUGAGCUUGUACGACUUCUGCUGUACUUGCAUAGUAUCCCAAGACCAGAAUGUCAGGCUUUGGGUCUAACUGUUCUUGUGGAUGCUCGUCGCUGUUCACCGGUUCCUGCUCUCUUCAAGGCAUUCAGCACAUUGCAGGACGUGGAUCCUCAUUGUAUUCACGGAGUACUGCUUCUGGUUGAAAGAGAUCUGACUUUUCGGAUGGAGAAGCCACCAGCAGUACAGUUUGAAGUUCUCACCUCCAUGAAAUCCCUUCAUAAGCACAUAGACAGCUCACAGCUGCCUCUAGAACUGGAUGGGACUUUCCCUUAUUGCCACCGGGACUGGUUAAGUUUCCGCAUGAAGCUGGAACAUUUGCUACAAGGAUGCCAAGGUGCUUGUGCCUUUCUCCAGGGAGCCAUUCAUAAAGUGGAAUCUGGAAAAUUACCAGAAAAAGCUGAGGGAGCAGCUGUGCUGCUGAGGAGUUACAGGCAGUUGAUGAAGAACAUUCUUGAAGAUGCACGGCUGGUCAGGCUGCAGCUGGAGGGUGGAGCACUCCUGGCCAGGCUGAGGAAGGAGGAGUCUUGUGUCACCCUCACUCAUGACUACAGAGACGCGCUUGAUGCUGCCAGUGUCCUUUAUAAUCGAGUUGAUGAGGGCGUUCACCGACUGGUGAUGCUGUCGAACAAACGCAUCCAGGAACUGGAGCUGGUGAUGGAUUUCGAUAAAGUGGAAGAAUGUUUUAAGGAGGUCAGCAGUUGGAUUGAGAAUGUUGGCAGAAAACGGCUAAAGGAAACAAUCAACCUGGACGAUUCUUUGGAGAUGCUGCUUCAAGCACAAAAGCAGUUCAGGGAGUUUGAUCUUGUUGCCAGUGAAUAUUGCAGAAGGGGGCAGGAAGCACUAAAGAAGAUGGAUCGAUGGGAAGACUUUUCCUCUGUGGAUGUACAUUCUUACAGGGUGAAGCUGCAGACCUACAAAGAUCAACUGGAAGAGUUCUGCACUCAGCUGGAUGAAAACAGGCAUCGAAUCUGUGAGACAGUCAGGCUGUAUGAAUUCUUUGACAAGGCGUACGAGUGGGCCUUGGAAGGGAUGCGACACCUUGCCUGCAUCAGCAUGGAGGACUGCAGCUCCGCCGAACACUGUGCUGGUGUGAUCAAGUGCCUGGAGAGUUACAAGGGGCAGCACCCAGACAUUAGCGAUGCCCGCUUUCAGGAGAUGAAAGAGCUGGCCUGUGAGCUGAAGAGUGACAAGGGACUCAAGCAGUGGAAAUUUGCAUGGUCCAAAUGCCAGGAGACGAAGCUGGUUUUUGAAAAGAAACUCGAAGCAGCCUUGCGAACGAGGAGGUCUCUGCUGUCAGACCACAAAGCAGCUGCAGGAGAGCAGCCCCGGGCCGGUGGCGAGGCUGGCAGUCUGUCCCACCGGAGGCACUCCGAGGGGGCUGCCUCUGGGUCCCACUGGGACAGGACUUGCAGCACAUCCCACUGCUACAACAGGCCUAACUGCUCUCCAGGGUGGACUAAGGAGAAAUCUCUUUCACCCUCCCUGAGCUGUGCUGGUGAUGUCAGUGCUGGGGAAGAAUUUGUCUGCCAAGCUGCUCUCAGCCCUGGUCCUCACUCGAGCAGAGUUUCUUUUGCCAGUGGGGCCUCCAAGUCUCCAAAGCUGCCAGAAGAAAAGCCAAACCUGGAGAGCAUAUUGGAAACCUUGGAGGUGAAGCCAUCCUGCACCUCCACUCCAGCCUCUGGGAAGCCACCUCCCAGGAGGAUGCUCCGCAAGGCCCAAAGCUUUGAUCUCCCCUGCGGUGAGAGCCUGUGGUCAGGCUGCCAGAGGACGCUGAGCGAGCCGGCCAGGUACGGCAACACCGGUGUCUUUAUUAAGGGGCUGGAGGUGAGCAGCACAGAGCUGGUGGACAGGACUUUUGCUCUGCGGCAGCAAACUGCUCACAGCUGGGCUGCGGACUGUCUGCUGGAGGGACAGAGGGGCUGCCUCUCUGCGUCAGAUGCCAAGAGCUGGGGCAGCAAGCUGCGGCACAUCAUUGAUGAGAUGGUAACCACGGAGCGGGAAUAUGUGAGGUCGCUUUGCUACAUCAUCGAUAGCUACUUCCCUGAGAUGGAGCGUCUUGACCUCCCCCAGGACCUGCGUGGGAAGCGCAGUGUCAUUUUUGGGAACCUGGAGAAACUCUAUGACUUCCACAGCCAGUACUUCUUGCGAGAGCUCGAGAGCUGCUGCAACCACCCACUGCGGGUCAGCCACUGCUUCCUGCGACACAAAGACCAGUUCGGGAUGUAUGCAUUGUAUAGCAAGAACAAGCCAAAGUCAGACUCGCUGCUGGCCAGCCAUGGGAAUACCUUCUUCAAGUUCAAGCAGGUACAGCUUGGGGAUAAGAUGGACCUGGCCUCCUACCUGCUGAAACCCAUCCAGCGGAUGAGCAAAUACGCCCUGCUCCUGAAGGACCUGAUCAAGGAGUGCAGUGAGGCACAAGAGCAGGAGCUGGGCUACCUCCGUGCGGCUGAGGAGAUGGUGAAGUUUCAGCUCCGGCACGGAAACGAUUUGCUGGCCAUGGAUGCCAUCCGCGACUGUGACGUGAACCUGAAGGAGCAGGGGCAGCUGGUGCGGCAGGAUGAGUUCACCAUCUGGCUGGGCCGUAGGAAGUGCCAGCGACACGUCUUCCUCUUUGAGGACCUGAUCCUGUUUAGCAAGCCCAAGAGGAUUGAGGGUGGCUUUGACGUGUAUAUCUACAAGCGCUCCUUCAAGACUGCAGACAUCGGUCUGACGGAGAACUCCGGAGACAGCGGCCUGCGCUUUGAGAUCUGGUUCCGAAGGAGGAAGUCCAGUGACACCUACAUCCUCCAGGCCAGCUCAGCCGAGACUAAGCAGGCCUGGACAAGUGACAUUGCCAAGAUCCUGUGGCAGCAGGCAGCCCGCAAUAAAGGUGUGAUUCCUUCCCGGGGCGUCUGUGCCGCAAAAGAAAUCCGUAUGCAGGAGAUGGUCUCCAUGGGUGUAGGCAACAAGCCAUUCCUGGAUAUCAAACCCAGCGAGGCAGCCAUCAAUGACCGCGCUAUCGAUUACAUCAUGAAAGGCAGAGGCGCCAGGACCAGAGCAUCAAUUGCGGUGUCUCUGUUUGACCAUUCCAACCCAUACAAGAGGACACAGGCGCAGCUCUCCGCUGGCAGCACCCCCACUGCGUACAGCCCUUCCUCCUCCUCCUCCCUGCUGGGGCCCCUCAACCUCCACAUGUACCUGGACCAGGCUCUGCUGCCAGGCGUCCUGGCCCCCCGCCGCCCCUUUGACAUUGGCACCUGUAUCGAGGAAGAUGAGCUGGAGCACGAGACGAGCAGCCAGCCGUCACUGACAACAGAGAGCUCAGAAUCAUCACACUGCAUGUCAGGCAGCGGCUCCAGUGGCUCCGAUAGCGGCUGUGUCUCCAGCAUCCCACAAGAAAGCUUCUGUGAAGACGUGGGCUCACCCCCCUACAUGCCCCUAGGCUCACAACACAGCUCCGCCGUGGAGGAGAAACCCAGGUUCACAAACAGCCAGUACAUUUCUGCAGUAAGUGCCAGCAGCCAAAGUACGCUCUUCACUUUGCCUGUUCCUGCAACUGCCUCCCUGGUUCAAAGCGCUGUCUCUUGUGGCGGGACUGAAGAUGCUGCUUUUGGGCUGGGAGUCCCUGUGGGGAAGUGACCUCUCUCUUGGGCAGGCGAAAGCCCCUCUGUCACAAGAGUCUCCCCUGUUGUGGCCAAGGUCCCUGAGGAGAUGCACUGGAAAGGACCUGCAGUGCUGUAGACUACACCAGGAGGGGGUGCUGCACACAUGAGCUGUAAUGCUGUCAUGGGUUGGGGAUGGCUGGAGCUCUGCUGCAGAUGCUGCUAAGCUCCUUUCCUGGGAAAUUUGGGCCUUUUUUGGGGAGCAGUGAGAUGCAGGAGCGGGAGCCAGUCACUCUGAGAUGUCAGUGUGUCUCCUCGUAUGUUCCUUAGAGUUCUCAGCUGCUUGCCUUCUCACUAGAUCGUGUCCUGAUGCUGUUGUCCUCUAACCCUGUACUAACGCUGGCUUCUCUCCUCUGCAGAAAGCAGGCCAGGUCACCAUAAGUUCUUCGACAAUAGUGUGAGCCCCUCUGCACACGUAUACCGCCUAAGGAAGCGGAGUUGUUGUAAGUAGCCCCUGAAGGGGAUUUUCCAGCAGCUCUGAGUGCUGGUCAGAUUUGUCAGUAGCUCUGAGUCAGGAGAACUUCACCCUCUGCUUCAUGAUGAGAAGUGUUCCACACACAUUCCUGACCCAUCUCUGAGACUCUGCUUCAUCUGGUUAGAGAAGACCCACUCCCACAGAGAUGGCUUCUGUAGAGACGUCACCUUAAACGGCCAGUCUGAUGCCUCUCUGGCCCGAAGGAGCAGAAGCCAAACAAGCAAAAUCACUUUCAGGUUGUAGAGGCUUGAGCACCAUCUAGUCAUGAGCUUUCAGAUGAGCUGCUUUCCUCUGAACGCCGCCCAGCUGUCUAACUACUAAUCUGUUUCUUGUGGCUGUUUGCUGAAAUCUGACUCUUUGUUGGUCCCUCUGAACUGCUGUGGGGAAUCUGUGGUAUUCUCCCCAAGCUGGAUUUGUCCCACAGUUUCUUUUGAAGCUGAUGUGCAGGAAACUACACAUCACCAGGCAGAGGAACCUGCUUAGGUUAUGGUCAGGAUGUCCUGAGGGAGCUGCCAGUAUGUACAGCUUCUCCUGUACGUACAGAUUUCUGGAGGAUGUCUUGUCUGUGAGGAAGUUGCUGUUGAUCUGAGGAGGGAUGAGCCCUGGCAAGAUUUGCAGCCAGGCGGGGCUUCCUACAUGUGGGUGACAGCCCUUGGAAAGUCAUGUCGUGACCCACUCAAACUAGCCUGCUUCUGGCUCAGCUUUUUCCUCUCUGUCCUUAGGAUGGAGCUGCCCUUUUGGCAGGGAGCAGAGGGUAUGAAUGUGGCAGGAUUAGGGCGAAGAGUCAAGGCACAAGGAGGUAGAUGCCUUGUAGGUUUGGUACUGUGGAGGUGUUACAAGCACACAGGCCUCUGGCUUGUGAUCUGCAGGUACUGGAAUUUGUAACCAGCUAAACAGAACCAGCCAAGGGUAAAAUUUGGGCUCUGGAGCCCCUCUGGGGUGAGACACAGACAAGACCUUUGAAGUGGCCAUGGAAGUGGUGGGGUGGGGCAACAGCACGUAGCCUUGGGGUGAGUCCUGAGGUGCAGAGGCUCUGCAGGUGCCUCUGCCUGAGGCUCUUACCAUCAAAUGUUCUUUCCCCACCAAAACACAGCUCUGACAAACAGUGGUUUUUCAAGUGUUUUGCAAAAAUCACUGCUGGCCAGGACAGAGGGACCUGUGGGAUCCUGCCCUGUCACGGGGGUCCAGCCAGUCUAACCCAUUGCACGGUGCUGUGUUCCAGGUUUGAUUGCCAUUUCAAACUCUCUGAAGAUCCCAGGCCUCUGACCCGCGGAGACAGUCUUCACCCAUGAAGAUUCUUUUUCUUUUUUAAGACACAUAAUUAGGCUCUUUCAAACAGCCCAAACCUGACCUCUGGCUGGGGCAAGUCCCAAGAAGGUUUCUGUCAACUACAUGUAAUAGCUUUGGUGUUGGAUGGGACCCUGGGCAUUCAAAACUUGUUAGCCCUAUAUUUAUGAGUAAUAAGUAACAUAGCAGUUUGGGAAAAAAAAAAAUAUUAUUUUUAAAGCUAUGAGCUGUACAGAUUUUUGUUACAAGUGACUCUGUUACUGUUUGUUCUGUAAGCUGCACAUUUUAUAAAGUUUUUGGAAGGGCAUGAAGAGAAACUGAGGUAUUUAAGAAAAGUAGUGUAACUUUGUUUCAGGGUUAUAUUGACCUGGAGCUCAAGAUUUAAUGUCCUUCCUUAUGUUCUAAAUAUGUCUAUCAUAGCAAUAAUUUAUUUUCUUGGCUUAACACUUCUGUUUUAAUAAAAGCAAUUUCAUUGUUAGAAUGACUUGUUUCCUCAGAUGAUUCUUGCAGUGCCUCAGUGCUGAGCUUAUCUCUGUCUUAACUACCUGUCAGCUCUUUGUCUCACUGUGCCAUCUCUGCACUAACCAACUGCCAGCUGAACCUCACACCUGAGCCUGUUCCCCGGGAGAGGAGGAAGAUUCCCAGGUGGAGACUUCCCGGAUGCCGGUGGGAAGGCCGGGGCAGGGCGGGGGCUCCAGAGCAGCCACAGAGAUGUCACACAAAUCACCAAAUUUCCUGUCUCUAAUUUUAAGCCUGGCACCCCGUGCGGCUGCUGGCCCUGCAGCAAGUCUCUGUCUCUCUGUGGGGCUGGGUUUCAGUCACCCAGGGUGCGAGUGGCAGUGUUUGAACUGCAGCGUGCUGUGCCCUGGUGUUUUUGGGGCUGGGGACUGGUUGCUUGUCUCGCCUCUGACUCGGCCCCUCUGGGUUUUGGCUCGUUUGAGGGGCUUUGGAUGGUGGUAGCAUUUGAGACCUACAGGUUUUAAGUAUAAAAGGUUGAUUAUAAUGCUGAACCUUAAAUGCAUCUCAUCUGGAGUGUUCCAAUGUUGCCUAUUCGUGAGUAACAUCAAAGCUCACUGCGUGGCUGUGACACCCUCUCUGUGCUCUUAGCGGAAGUGAAAAUUAGCAUUUUUGGAAACUGUAGUUACUUGCUGCUGAGCUCCUGUUUACUCCUGGUUGAUGGAGUGCUGUCAGUCAGCUCCGCCAGCUGGUGUCACGUUUACCCUGCAGAAGAUGGAGCAGGAAUUUGUUAAUCUGUGCUUUUCUGCCCGUAGCUGUGGGGUGAGGGAGCUGCCUGGUCCUCGCCAGCGCUGUGCUGCAGCUGAGGUGUUAAACCUCGCAACCAGCUGAGUUACCCUCAGUGUAAAGACCAUGUUCCUUCACGCUUGGAAUUCCUGUACUGUACAGAAAACACUUGUUUAUUUUUAAUAAGCUGGAUGUUUUUUAAAACCUUGUGGGGGUUGUUUUUUUUUUUUAGGCAAAGAGAACAGAGUUUGACACAUUUGUACAAAAUUGUGUGGGAAACAGUUGCACAGGGAACUCUUUAAAAGUUACUGUUUUAAAAUAAUUGCUGAGUUAAUGCAAGAUUUUUGGGUUGUUAAGACAGCAAUAGCUCGUGGCACAAGAGGGAGAGACUUUACUAAUGCAACAAAAGGAACAUGAACCUUCCUGAAUUUCUCAGUUUCAAAGGUUUCUGCAUUGCUGGAAAAACCUUUAGUAAUGUUUACCUGACUGUUUUUUUCAGGGUUUGAUUGAUUUGUCUAAUAAAGGUUAUUUUCUUUAUAUGAA
This is a messenger RNA of Columba livia (rock pigeon), 10656 nucleotides long. RefSeq names its product pleckstrin homology and RhoGEF domain containing G4 (gene PLEKHG4). The record is from RefSeq and is a predicted model, not a curated record. Gene Ontology annotation, molecular function: guanyl-nucleotide exchange factor activity. The coding region runs from base 730 to 7086 and encodes 2118 amino acids. Lineage: Eukaryota; Metazoa; Chordata; Aves; Columbiformes; Columbidae. The transcript is spliced from 23 exons.